GAGUAGACCACAUCAUGACCAAGCUCCAGACUGGCGUCUCCUACUCCAAGUACAUGAGCCUCUACACAGCGGCAUACAACUGCUACACGUCCUCGCGCGUGCAUAGUACCACUACUGAUUCUGUUGGGCAGGGCAGCCGAGCAGCAGGGGCUAAUCUAAUGGGCUCGGAUUUGUACAACAACCUCAUACGAUAUUUUAUCGCCCAUCUCAAGCUCCUCAAGGAUCGAGAACGGGACGAAGGUCGGAAAGGCGUAUAUCCUGUAUACACGCUCGCGCUCGUGCAGUGGAAAUCGAAUUUCUUCCUCCACGUCCAGAGCAAACACACAAAGCUCGCUGGUGCCAUCCUCAGAUUGAUUGAGCACCAAAGAAAUGGCGAGACGAUCGAUCAAGGUCUUGUGAAAACAGUGGUCGACUCAUUCGUUUCGCUGGGUCUUGAUGAGUCGGACAUCAACAAAGCGUCCCUUGAUGUCUACAGGGAGCAUCUGGAGACACCGUUCCUUGACGCAACGGAAAAGUACUACGAGCAGGAGUCCGAGGCAUUCCUCGCAGAAAGCAGUGUAUCUGACAAUCUGAAAAAGGCCGAAGAGCGCCUGAAGGAGGAAGAGGACAGCGUGGACCGAUACCUAAACGCUGAUACACGGAAGCAGCUCGUCAGCAAAUGUGAGCAUGUGCUGAUCCGACAACACUCUGACUGGGAGAGCUUCCAAAGCUUGCUCGAUUUUGACAAAGACGAAGACCUGCAGAGGAUGUACGCAUUGUUAUCGCGCAUACCCGAAGGCCUGGAGCCUUUGAGAAAGAAAUUUGAGGAACAUGUGAAGAAGUCCGGUCUGGCUGCUGUUGCAAAACUGUUGGGCGAAGGAUCAGAGGGUGCAGAUUCAUUGGAUCCCAAAGCAUACGUCGACGCAUUGCUUGAGGUUCAUCGCAAGAACUCGGAAACCGUGACGUGGAGCUUUAGAGGAGAGGCUGGAUUCGUUGCGUCGCUCGAUAAGGCAUGCAGAGAGUUCGUCAACCGCAAUGCUGCGACAGGUUCAUCGACAACAAAGUCACCAGAAUUGCUCGCCAACAACGCGGAUAUGUUGCUGCGCAAAAAUAACAAGAUGGCUGAGGAGGAGGACCUUGAAGGUGCCCUGAACCACGUUAUGGUACUUUUCAAGUACAUCGAGGACAAGGACGUCUUCCAGACGUUCUACGCUACGAAAUUGUCUAAGCGCCUCAUUCACGGUGUAUCUGCAUCGGACGAAUUCGAGGCGAGCAUGAUCUCCAAGCUGAAGGAGGCUUGUGGUUUCGAGUACACCAACAAGUUGCAGAGAAUGUUCACAGACAUGAGUCUCAGUAAAGACCUCACUGAUCAGUUCCAGGAGCGUAUGCAGAACCACGAGGAUAUGGACAUCAACUUCUCCAUCAUGGUUCUCGGCACGAACUUCUGGCCGCUCAGCGCACCCAAUAACGACUUCAUCAUUCCUCCCGAAAUUCUUGCUACAUACGGCCGUUUCUCCAAGUACUACCAGACGAAGCAUUCUGGCCGCAAGAAUCGAACUCCCGGUAUGAAGCCCGAAAUGGGUACGUCAUGUACUCCCAAUCAUGCCCAUUACUCGUCGUAUGCGGAAAGCUCCAUAAUUCCGACCGCCAACCUGAUGCUCAACUAUAUUCUCAAACCUGUCCGUCACGAAUCAUUUUACAAGAAAUACGCUGGCAAGCGAUUCAUGAAGGUGAGCAUACUGGUACGAGAGUGGGCUCUGGAGCGGUGGGAAGAGGGCGAGCAGGUGUCUCUUUUGGAUGAGUUGCCAGCUAUUCGUGCAAAGAAUCGGGCGGAAAGGGAGCGGCUAGCAGCAGCAGGCAUGGACGGCGACGAGGAUUUCAAAGAUGAAAACUCAUAG
Messenger RNA from Suillus clintonianus, 1877 nucleotides. Its product is annotated as Cullin. The record is from RefSeq and is a predicted model, not a curated record. Gene Ontology annotation, cellular component: SCF ubiquitin ligase complex. The coding region runs from base 15 to 1877 and encodes 620 amino acids. Gene Ontology annotation, molecular function: ubiquitin protein ligase binding. Gene Ontology annotation, biological process: protein ubiquitination; SCF-dependent proteasomal ubiquitin-dependent protein catabolic process. The transcript has 9 exons. NCBI's taxonomy places the organism in Eukaryota, Fungi, Basidiomycota, Agaricomycetes, Boletales, Suillaceae.